AUAUAAAGAAACCUUAUUUCCAGAAUAAGAAAUGGCGCGGAAAAAGAAUCCCGAAGAGUUCGACGAUGACGAAGAAAUAAUGGAUUAUGGGGAGGAACCUGACUUUAACGAUCCUGAAGGUUUCGUAGACGAUGUUACGGACGAGGAGUUGAUGCCUGAUGUACUCAGACAGAAACCCCGUGAAUCCGACGGCGUUGAUUCUGUUAUUGUUGUCGACGGAGUCCCUGUUGUCGGAGCCGACAGGGUCGACAAGUUGAAGAACGUGAUCAGGAAAACCUUCGGGAAGUUCGGGAAACUGGUGAAUGAACAUUAUCCUCUCGAUGACGAAGGUCAAACUAAAGGAUACAUCUUCCUUGAAUACAGUUCCCCUGAUAAUGCUGAGAAGGCUGUAGCUGGUAUGGACAACUACAAGCUUGACAAACAGCAUACUUUCCUAGUCAACUUAUUCUCAGAUUUUGAGAAGUAUGAUAAGAUUACUGAAGAGUGGGAGGAACCAACACCGAAGGAGUACGUAGACCAAGGUAACCUAAGGAGCUGGCUUCUUGAACCAGAUGCAGCUGAUCAGUUCAGUGUUAUCCAUAAUGGAGGAUCUAUGGUUUCCAUAUUUACCAACAAUAUCCCUGAUCCUGUAGAGGUUUCUGCCCGAGAAGGUUGGACAGAAUCCUACGUAAAGUGGUCUCCUCUUGGUACCUACCUUACCACCAUUCAUACAAGAGGAAUUGCUCUGUGGGGAGGAGAUAAGUUUGGACAACUACAGAAGUUUGCACAUUUUGGAGUUGAGUUUAUUGAUUUCUCUCCUUGUGAGAAGUACGUUGUAACAUUCAGCCCACGUGGUCCCCCUUCAGAGGAACCAACCGCCAUCGUUAUCUGGGAUACAAGGACUGGAGCUAAGAAACGUGCAUUCCAUGCCGAGGAUCCCCCGAUGAUACCUGCCUUCAAGUGGAGCCAUGAUGACAAGUUCUUCGCUAGGAUGUCCAAGGACGGAACCCUCUCUAUAUACGAGACACCUUCCUUUGGUCUACUGGACAAGAAAAGUAUCAAGGUACCUGGAAUGCAAGAUUUCUCCUGGAGUCCUAAGGAGAAUAUACUGGCUUACUGGGUUGCUGAAGAUAAGGAUGUGCCUGCUCGUGUUGUGCUGCUUGAGAUCCCGCACAGAAAAGAGAUCAGGGUGAAGAAUCUGUUCAAUGUAGCGGACUGUAAGAUGCACUGGCAAAAAUGUGGAGACUAUCUCUGUGUCAAGGUUGACCGGUACAAGAAGAUCCUGAGUGUAGAGAAGGCCGGCGAUAACAAGUACGCUGGUAUGUACUGCAACUUCGAGAUCUUCCAUAUGCUUGAGAAACAGAUCCCUGUCGACAGUGUAGAGGUUAAAGAGUCAGUUCAUGCAUUUUCUUGGGAACCUGUUGGUUCCAAGUUUGCAGUUAUACACGGAGAAUCUCAGUCCUUCAGUGUAUCCUUCUAUAAGCUGAAGGCCGGUCAGACUCCGAUCCUUGUGAAGAAAUAUGAACGGAAAACGGCGAAUCAUAUUUUCUGGUCUCCAACAGGGCAGUUUGUUAUUCUGGCCGGACUAAGAUCUAUGAAUGGUGUUCUGGAGUUCAUCGACACCAGCGACUUCACUACCAUGGGGCUUGGAGAGCACUUCAUGUGUACAGAUGUCGAGUGGGACCCUACCGGCAGGUAUGUUGUUACUGGAGUCUCAUUCUGGGGUCACAAGGUUGACAAUGCUUACUGGAUUUGGAACUUCCAGGGCAAAAUAUUGAAGAGAGCUGUCAUUGAUAAAUUCUGUCAGUUGUUGUGGAGACCCCGACCCCAGACCCUGCUGUCUGAGAAGCAGGUGAAGGAGAUCAAGAAGAACCUGAAGAAGUACAGCGACCAGUUCAACGCUAAGGAUAAGAUGAGACAAAGUAAAGCAAGUAAAGAGCUGAUUGACAAGAGGAGAGCCGCCAUGGACAAGUUCCGUGAGUACAGGGAGAAGCAUGUGAUCGAGUACGCAGACACCAUCGAGGACAGGCUCGCCCUCAGGAACGGAGUGGAUACCGACAACUUUGACGAGUCUGAACUGGACGAAGAGGUCGUUGAGUUCCUUGUUAAGGAGGAGGCGAUCCUUAUUCAGGAUUAGAUCAGGGACUUUAUCUUUAUCCAGACCAAGAUCAGGGACUGGAUCCUUAUCCAGGAUUAGAUCAGGGACUUGAUCCUUAUCCAGAACUAGAUCAGGGACUGGAUCCUUAUUCAGGAUUAGAUCAGGGACUUGAUCUUUAUCCAGGACUAGAUCAGAGACUUGAUCUAUAUCCAGAACUAAAUCAGGGACUUGAUCUUUAUCUAGAACUAGAUCAGCGACUGGAUCCUAAUCCAGGAUUAGAUAAGGGGCUUGAUCUUUAUCCAGGAUUAGAAUAAGAAAUUGAUCUUUAUCCAAAACUAGAUCAGGGACUGGAUCCUAAUCCAAGAUUAGAUCAAAAACUUUAUCUUUAUCCAGAACUUGAUCAGGGACUGGAUCCUAAUCCAGGAUCAGAUCUUGGACUUGAUUCUAAAUCUUAAUUUCUCACUAAAAAAUAAUUUUAGUUGUAUGAUUUAUUUGUUAAAUAAAUAUUUAUAGCUAUA
Molecule: messenger RNA, 2595 nt
Organism: Eurytemora carolleeae
Lineage: Eukaryota; Metazoa; Arthropoda; Copepoda; Calanoida; Temoridae
Gene: eIF3b
Product: eukaryotic translation initiation factor 3 subunit B
Exons: 20
Coding region: 32-2116 (694 amino acids)
Biological process (GO): translational initiation
Cellular component (GO): eukaryotic translation initiation factor 3 complex
Molecular function (GO): translation initiation factor binding; translation initiation factor activity; RNA binding
Source: RefSeq, a predicted model, not a curated record